Panicum virgatum (switchgrass) is the source of this 1640-nucleotide messenger RNA. Its product is annotated as CRIB domain-containing protein RIC10-like. Bases 375 to 896 code for a protein of 173 amino acids. The transcript is spliced from 6 exons. Lineage: Eukaryota; Viridiplantae; Streptophyta; Magnoliopsida; Poales; Poaceae. The record is from RefSeq and is a predicted model, not a curated record.
CAUUAGUAGUUGCUAACAAGAAGAAAUUAAGAAGGACAGCGACACAACAAGCUCGAGGUACACAGCUACAGCACGGCCUGCGACGACUAGAGACACCUAUGACCUAUCUCGAGAAAUGCCCGGAGAGAGUGGAAGAGGAAACACCACCUACUCUGCGAUCACCUUUAUUUAAGGAGGCCUGUGCUGUCCAUAUAGAAGAUACCGAAAGAUCCGGUUGCCCUCUCUCUGUUUGCAGUGUUUUUCGUCCAGAAUUUCAGAUGUAGUGGAGGUUUUGCGGUGGAACGAGGAGGAUCGCCGAGUUUUGCUUGUUCGUAGCCAAGGACGCUUGCGACAUAGGUACACAUCGUCUUGAAGCAUUCGAUCUUCUUGCAGCAAUGGUGAUGACGAUAAAGGGCAUCUUCAGAGGGUUGAAGAUCAUCGCUCAAAUAUUCACAGUACAGAGGGAGCAUGAGAUUGAGAUCGGGUACCCUACGGACGUGAGGCAUGUGUCGCACAUAGGGUUCGGCGCUAACGGCUCCUGUCCAAGCUGGAUGAGUGAAUUCAGAGGAGCAGAGGACGUAAUGGCGGCAGCAGCAGGAGGAGGAGCAUCCAUAAGCUCUGAUGCGCAGUCGACGCAGACCUCCUGGGCUUCCCUAGUGUCUGCUGCAGACUUGGAGCGACCGGCAGGCGGCGUGCUGCCGCCGGCAGAGGUCUCCACCACCGACAGCUCCGCCGUGCGCGACGCCGCCAUCGCCGGCACCCCAAGCGGCGCCGCGAGGAAGCCGACGACGAGGCCAAAGAAAGCCCGGACGCCGUCGCCAGCCUCGAGGUCGUCCUCAUGGCGCUCCACGGGCUCGUCCGCCACCGCGUGCAGCGACUCCGGCGAGCUGCUCCCCGCCGGCCUGCGAGCCGCCUGAUCGAUAUCGCGGCAGAGGGCGGCGCCUCCGCGGUCACCGUACUUGUACAUGCUCCUGACACGGUUUGUUGCCUGUAACGUUUUCUUGGGUUUGGUCUGUUUGGUUUCCGGGCGUGGUAUGAAGAUGGAGCCUAGUUCAGUUUCGUCAGAAAAAGGACAGGAACCGAGUGAAAAACAAGAGAGCAAGCAAAUUGGCUGUGUCCAUGCGGUCCCUUCGCUUGCUGAAUGGUUCUGGUUGCUGAAUGAUGGACUGUCGGCAGCAAUAGCAAGAUCACGUUGACGCCAGGGCUGGAGAAUCACUAGCCUCUUCAGGAAUUUUUGACAUGAACAAACUCUUGGGGUUGGGGGACAUUUGUGUUUGAAUUCCUCUGCACUUCACUGUCCGAUGCCCCAAGAAGUCUUGUUUUCCAUGGUCGGUCACAUGUGGCAACCGGCGAGAAAGGUCCUGAGCCACCAUCAGUCCAUCACCGCCACCAGCCUUCUCGGGGCUCCGCGUGCAGGCAUGGCCGCAGGUCGAGCUCUCGCUUUCGUCGCAGCCAGGUCAAGUCUCGAAUAAAUUCGCCAGCACGGUCGCGAAAGCACCACCCUCUCUGAACACAAGAAGGAAAGUUCAGAACUGUUUCUGAAAAAAGGUUGUUAGAGGGUGUUUAGUUCAUGAAAUGUUUUGGGUUUGGGUACUGUAACACUUUUGUUGUUAUUUAGUAAUUAAUAUCUAAUUAUAGACUAAUUAUGCUUAAAAGAUUCA